GUAAAGCGAAUGUCAAUUCUUAUGUAGAAAAUCCCGUAAAAAUAACACAAUAUCCACAAACACAAACAUCUAUUUCAGUCUAUUCAGUUUAUAAUUUUGUAUAUAUAGUGCUCAUCAAAAAUAUGCUUCAUUUGUUGUUUAAACAACUUCGAAUUAACAAUCGCAAGUAAUCAAACAAUAAUGUAGAAGUAUGUUUGCUUAAGCAAAACGCGUCUGAAACAUCUUUCAACGAUUUUGCUAUAAAUACUCUGGUUUCAUCCAGACUACGUACAAUAGUCACACCAAGCACAGCUACAUAUAAUCCAAGAUGCGAUCGCAGAUAGCUAUCUUCCUCGCCAUCGCGGCUUUCGUUUCGACUGCCUGGGCAGCGUCUGGUCCUGCCGCAACUCCGCCCGCUGAUCCUGCUACUCCACCGGCCACUGAUCCUGCCACUCCUCCGGCUACUGAUCCUGCCACUCCUCCGGCCACUGAUCCUGCCACGCCCACUACUCCAACUACUCCCGCUACUCCCUCGGCAUCCGAUAGCAGCACCACCGCACCCACCACCGUGGCUCCCCCCACCAAGAAACGAAGUGGAAAGAAGAAGACCAUUGUCCACCACAAAAGUAAGGUCCGCAAGUCGGGCAGACGCCGCACGAUCCGCCACUCACGUCGAGGCAAGAACAGCGACCGCAAGAAGAGAUCCCGACGAAACUAAAGUAGAAACCCAAUCGCGAAUCCCCCAGGCAUAACAGAUUUGGCCAGACAUGUCUUGACUUUUGCUCCCGUGCUCUUCAUUUCCUAUUAUUCUUAUUUUUAUAUUACCCCCAAGAUUAAAUGACACUUUGAUAUUCUCAAAAGAAUACCUUUUUUUUAUGCCUAAAUUAUCGCAUAGUGAAAGGAAAUUUAUGCAUACUAGAUAGUUUUCGAACAUAUAUAGUAUAUUCUCGAUCUGAAUCACUAGUCGAAGCUAUACGGACAUGUCCGUCUGUCCGUCCGUCCGACUGUCCGUAUAAACGUCGAGUUAUUGUGAACUUCAACUAAUUUUGAUUGAUGGAUGAAGUUUCUAGUCAUUCCAAAGCUUGAAAUGCCCACCGCGACAAAGUGUCGCUUUUAACGGGUAUCUGAUAGUCGAGGCACUUGGCUUAAUGGUUAUUGCCUUGCCUUUUUGCUACAAACUUUAGUGUCUGUGAUGAACUUAAUUUUUUGACUUAUUCUG
This is a messenger RNA of Drosophila mauritiana, 1198 nucleotides long. RefSeq names its product classical arabinogalactan protein 4-like. Bases 308 to 697 code for a protein of 129 amino acids. The record is from RefSeq and is a predicted model, not a curated record. The transcript has a single exon. Lineage: Eukaryota; Metazoa; Arthropoda; Insecta; Diptera; Drosophilidae.